Moneuplotes crassus is the source of this 1081-nucleotide messenger RNA. Lineage: Eukaryota; Ciliophora; Spirotrichea; Euplotida; Euplotidae. The record is from the annotation of a GenBank genome assembly.
AUUUAAUGGGAGCUUGAGGAUCUAAUAUUGAAAAACUUCAAUGUAAGUCAGACAACUACUGAUGAGGCUAUGAAGAAACAGAGCAUCAGAAUAAUACAGGAUUAGUGUCCGAAAUUCGUGGAGAAACUAAAAUUAAGCCUGGAUUAUCGUCCAGGAAAAGUAUGCAAAAGUGAAACAAUCUUUCAAACGAUAUCAGGGAGGAGCACAAAGAAGCAAGUGGGAUUUGAGUAAGAGAGAAUACACAUAGAAAUCUCCAAAGAGGUGAGGAAUGCAAAAUCCAUAUUGAGAACCUUAAGAGCAGCCAUGAUAAAUCAUCCAAACAGAAAGAAGGUGGGAUAAAGAUCCCUCUCCCUAUUGAAGACCAAAAUUUAAGAAAAACUGAGCAAGAAGAGAAAUUUUAUAAAGAAAGAAUGAAAAAGUUAUAAAUGCAAAAACAAAAGAGCUCAAGAUUGAGAUAAGCAAGUCAGAGGAAGGUAACCCAGAAUAUGUCAAAGACGACUCCCCUGAGAAGAGACUAGAGCUAGAUGAUGAUGAAGAUAUAAAGAACUCCAUCGCAGAAAAAGAUGAGGAGCAGAAAUAACGAGGAAGCUGCGAGAGAUGUCCAUAAGUUGCCUACUAUUAAGGAAGAGAAGAAAGAAGACUAUAAUCAAUCUAAUUCUGAAUUUAAGGAAUCCAAAUUUGUCCGAAAUAGUCCAGAGUUGCGUCCUGCUGGAAUGGAUUCUAAUCCAAAAGCUAGUGAAACCAUCCAUUCAGCAGCAGGAAAGUUCUUCCCCGAAAAAUAUAAAAUUGUCGAGGUAUUAGGUAAGGGAGAAGGAAGUAUGUGUUAUCUCCUUGAAGAUUCUAAGGAAGGAACUAGAGCAUGCCUCCGGAUGGUAAAGAAAAGCACUUAUGGAGAUGAAGAUAAAGAAGACAUAUCUGAGAAAAUAACUAAUAAGUUCUUCUUAAAAGACCUGAAGCAUCCGAAUUUGGUCAAGUUCAAAGAGUGAUGGAUGGAUUCUACUAACUUCUACUUCAUACAAGAAUAUAUUGAAGGAAAGGAGCUCUUUAACUAUAUCCAGGACACCGAAAUGUCAGAAUAAAA